Messenger RNA from Eleginops maclovinus (Patagonian blennie), 3842 nucleotides. RefSeq names its product aldehyde dehydrogenase 5 family, member A1 (succinate-semialdehyde dehydrogenase) (gene aldh5a1). Gene Ontology annotation, molecular function: succinate-semialdehyde dehydrogenase (NAD+) activity. Gene Ontology annotation, cellular component: mitochondrion. NCBI's taxonomy places the organism in Eukaryota, Metazoa, Chordata, Actinopteri, Perciformes, Eleginopidae. The record is from RefSeq and is a predicted model, not a curated record. The transcript is spliced from 10 exons. Bases 153 to 1667 code for a protein of 504 amino acids. Gene Ontology annotation, biological process: GABA catabolic process.
UGUGUUUGUGCGGUGUCACGUGGUUAACGCAGACCGGUUAAAACCGACGGAAAGCGGCCGGAGCUUCUGCAGCGACCUGCGGGUAGAAGAGCAGCCUGCAUCCCGCUCACCGCUGCACACACACCGCUGCACACACACUCAAACUCCGCGGUAUGUCCUCUCUCUGUGUGCUGCGGACCCGCCUGCCCGCCGCCAUGCAGAGGCGUUUCAGCCUGGAUGUCUCGGCUCCUCUCCUCCGGACGCAGGGCUACAUAGACGGCCGCUGGGUCUCCGCAGCCUCUGUGUUCCCGGUGCUGGACCCGGCCACCGGGGAGGAGAUCACCCGGGUGUCGGACUGCGGCCCGGCCGAGGCCAAGCAGGCUGUGGACGCUGCGUACAGAGCGUUUCAGUCCUGGAAGCUCCGCAGCGCCAAGGAUAGGAGCGUGGUGCUCAGGAAGUGGUUCGAUCUGCUGACGCUGCACAAAGAGGAUCUCGCCAGGCUCAUCACCUUCGAAUGUGGUAAGCCCCUGCAGGAGUCCCGGGGGGAGAUAGCGUACUCCGCCUCCUUCCUGGAGUGGUUUUCUGAGGAGGCUCGGCGAGUGUACGGAGACGUGGUCCCCUCGCCCUCCAAAGACCGGAAGAUCCUCCUCCUAAAGCAGCCCACCGGCGUGGCCUCCAUCAUCACGCCGUGGAACUUCCCAAGUGCGAUGAUCACCAGGAAGGUGGGGGCGGCGCUGGCUGCCGGCUGCACGGUGGUGGUGAAGCCGGCCGAGGACACGCCGCUGUCCGCGCUCGCUCUGGCUGAGCUGGCUGAGCAGGCUGGGGUCCCAGCAGGGGUCUUCAAUGUGGUCCCCUGCUCCCGGGAGAGGACCCCCUCUGUCGGGCAGGUUCUCUGCACCGACCCCCUGGUGGCCAAAAUCUCCUUCACCGGCUCCACCGCGACAGGCAAGGUACUUCUGAAAAUGGCCGCUGACACGGUGAAGAAGGCAUCCAUGGAGCUGGGAGGCCACGCCCCUUUCAUCGUGUUCGACAGCGCCGACGUGGACAUGGCAGUCAGCGGCGCCAUGAACUCCAAGUUCAGGAACUCCGGACAGACGUGCGUGUGUUCGAACCGCUUCCUGGUGCAGAGCAGGAUCCACGAUGUGUUCGUGGAGAAGCUUGGCCGAGCGAUGGACGCCGACCUCCGGCUGGGUCAUGGCUCGGAGCCCAACACCACGCAGGGCCCGCUGAUCAACAACAGAGCUGCAGAGAAGGUCGAGGCCCAGAUAUCGGACGCCGUGGCCCGGGGGGCGAAGGUGCUUCGGGGGGGGCAGCGUCUGGAAGGCUCCUUCUUGCAGCCCACGCUGAUCACUGACGUCACCACAGACAUGAUCUGCACCCGAGAGGAGACCUUCGGCCCGCUGCUGCCCGUCCUCAGGUUUGACACAGAGGAGGAAGCUCUGGCCAUCGCUAACGCUUCUAACGUCGGGCUGGCAGGGUACUUCUUCUCGCAGGACGUGAGUCAGAUCUGGCGGGUGGCGGAGGCGUUGGAGGUUGGCAUGGUGGGAGUGAACGAAGGCCUCCUGUCCACCCCGGAGGCCACGUUCGGGGGGGUUAAACAGUCCGGGUUGGGCCGUGAAGGCUCCAAGUACGGCGUGGACGAGUAUUUGGAGGUCAAGUACAUGUGCUUCGGAGGCCUCAAACCCUGAAGGGAGGCAGCAGUAAAACACAAAGUAUAAAUGCAGUAAUCUGUCAAGGUGGUCCUACCUGUAGAUCUCAGGUUUUAAUUAACUAAACCUAUGAGCAAUAAAUCAAAAAUAACCCCUCAAAUUUGAGCUCCUUGACUACCUUUUAAGAACUUUAAGUAAAUUAGUACGUUUUCACUAAUCUGAAAAUAUCUCGUUAGCCGUCCGGAAAGUAAAACCGGAUUCAAUUCAAAGGAAAUUAUCUUUCAGGCAACAAUUAUAUCUUUAUGGCUGAUUAAAAUCACAGUCAGUCAGUGUCUUUCUAAGCUGUAUGUUGACCGUGAGAAUGCAGGCUCCUGUUAUAGCCCGUGACCUGAGGGAAUACUCUCUUCUGAUUGGCUAGCGUUGCUGUUUCUACCUGUCAGUCUUUCGGGUUUAGGGCAGAGUCGACAACACCCCUUUAGAUCCGUUGCUGGCUGUUAGCAUAUUAACAUGAGCUUAAUAAAUGAGUGGUAAACCCCGUCUACAGCCGACAUGAUGUAUGCGGAGUAGUUAAAAAAAACCCGACAUACUUUAAAUAAUACACAGAAUUAAACGAGCUGCGUUUUUGUAAAAGCUAGUUAGCUUUAGCAUUAUUAGUAAUAAAUCAUGAAGACCUUAAAACGCUUCAGAUGUUUAGUUUAUAAUCCUAAAACAUGAUACUUGAACAAGCAAGAGACGAAGAUGAGGUGAAGGAUUUAUUAACAUUUCCACGAGAGAAAAAGAUUUGAACAUGAAGGAAAAACUCAGUCAUUAAGAGUGGGACAAGACAUGCUAACGUUAGCAUAACCUCUGCUAUAGCAUCGUCCGGGACCGGCCCCCACAGAGCGGGCGUUCCUGUCCGGAGUGGAGCUUCUCUAACGUGACUGCGACCUGUAACACCGCUGAUAAGAACCCUGUCAGACGAAACGGUGUCUGCUGUCCAUAAGGAGCCGGGCAUGUUAGCGUUAGCAGCUGGCAUCAGAGCAGAGACUCUGAGAGGAAUCCUUCCCUUGCUUGUUGGCUCUUUUAUUUGUGGUUGCAUAAAGGAUUCAAAGAAAGCAGCAACAACCUUUUAAAACCUCAAAUAAGGAUGACCUGUAUUCUAGAGGAGAGCAGAAAACAUGCUUUCAACGUGUUUAAAAGCUGCUGUGUGGUGUUAGACAACUAAACACAUCCAGUACUUUCACUUAGAAAGAAAGACGGUAAAAGACAAGCUCUGUGUCUUCCGUUCGGGAUCAGCGGGACACGGUCCGUCCACACAUCUGUUGGUAACGCUUCAUAUUCAGCUAAUGAUGCUAACGAGGCUAACGUCAAUCCUCAACCUAAACAGCUGUAAUGUCAAAAGUCAAACAAUGCGAAGCCAAGGAAAUCCCAGUUUCAGUGUUAGCUGCUGACCCAACUUCCAUCCCUUAAUGAUCUACAUUUACCCACGAAUAAACGCCGCUCAUCGAUCUGCUCCUUGUGGAGAAUAAAAAGGUCCGGGUUUCCUGUCUCAGGUAUGACGGUGAGGAGUCCCACAGGUGGGGGUUCUCAGAAACAAACGUCGCGGUUUAAAAGGGUGAACAAGCUGCUCUCUGCCGUGGUGGAAAAGCGAGAUUUACUGUGAUAAAAUAAAAAGGGACAAAUCCUUAAACUAGAUGACUUGUUUUUAAACCACUGCUCGUAUUGAUCCCCUUGAUGUCCAGUAGUAGUGAUGUCUCGUUAUCAUUCAAUGGCUCGUAUGAUUACAUGUGCUAAUUUGGUCUAAAUCAUUUAAAGGCAUGUGUGUAUUGGUGUGUAUGUUUCUGAGGUCCUUAAAAACAUUGUGGUAUCUGUCUGACCUCAGGGUGCGAACACAUCUUCAAAAGUUCGAUAAGAUACGGCGGGGAAAUCUGCAAAUGAAUAAAGGCUCUAAAAGUGGAAUACAAUGUGUGCAGUCCGCAUGCAUCUAGUUUUUUAGAACAAAUAAAUGUCAGCAUCUCUGAUGUAACACUACUGUAGUCCCAUUAAGAACCUCCUAACGGUGCAGGUUGAUGUUCCCAAUGUGAUAAGUGCCCUGUAACUGACUUUUUGUAAUUGGUCCUGAUCUCGCCUUUUUUGUGACGCAAUGUAAUUGUUAUAUUUAAUGUAAAAAUAAAACCUAAUGUUUUGUAUUUCUGAUUUUAGAUAUGAAAUAUUAAAGAGGAAAUUGUAAUAUUA